Panicum virgatum (switchgrass) is the source of this 3560-nucleotide messenger RNA. RefSeq names its product protein FAR1-RELATED SEQUENCE 5-like. Gene Ontology annotation, biological process: regulation of DNA-templated transcription. Bases 556 to 2679 code for a protein of 707 amino acids. The transcript is spliced from 13 exons. NCBI's taxonomy places the organism in Eukaryota, Viridiplantae, Streptophyta, Magnoliopsida, Poales, Poaceae. The record is from RefSeq and is a predicted model, not a curated record. Gene Ontology annotation, molecular function: zinc ion binding.
ACGUCCCGGCGGUUCCCAAUGGCGCCACGCUCGUGCAAGAAAUCGAGACGCACAGCAGGAAGCCGUUUCUCGCUCGAGGCGGAGAACAUCGGAGCGCGCGCCGCGGCGGACUGCUCCAGAAUUCGGGCCGCGACGGACCUCUCCGGACUUCGCGCCGCGGCGGUCCUCGCCAGCACCAGUGUCUGGUCGAGGAGGCGGAGGCCGUGGGAGCUGACCUCGCGCGCACGGCGUGGUGUCGCAGGAAGCACCUUGGACUGCUCUGCCACACGCUCGCCGUGGUCUACUCUGCCUCGCGCUCAACGGGGACUACUCUGCCUCCAAACCAGCGUGCAGCCCCACAAGACUGGAUAAUGUGCUGAUGGUUUUGGCAUUUACUUUGUGAAGCAGCAUGGCAACGAGAAGGCUCCAGUUUGGUGAAGUAGGAGAGCAGGGAGAUGUUCCGGUGAGAAAAGAACAGGAAGUCAUUGUCGAAGAGGCAACAAGGUGCAAUCUAGGGAUGCAGCAGGAUGUAUCAGAGAAUCAAGGAAUACAGGGGGGGUUUCAAAUGAAAGGAGGAUGAACAUAGACGAAGGAAUACACACACCACAUGCAUCGAGCAUGACCGAGGGUGAAGAAGGAUGUAGCAGAAAUAUAAUCACACCGCCUGCAACUGUUGACCCAUCUGAUAUUCAGACACCGAAUCCUGGACAUAUAUACACACAUAGAGACGACAUGGACGAAGCUUGGAUUCCAAGAGUGGGUAGGUGCUUCAAAUCAGAGGAAGAAGCACAUGAAUUCUACUGUACAUAUGCUGAAAAGGCAGGUUUCGAGCCAAAAAAGGCUAACAAGUCAGGGAAUACUAGGUACUUUAGGUGCAAUCGUUUUGGAAAAGGAGAGUACUACAAGAAAGACGAGGCAGAACGAAAAACGGGCAAGACAUCAAAGAAGACAUCGUGCCUGGCGAUGAUAAAGCUAAAGUUUAGACGUGAUGAAGAAAGUAAUGAAAAAGUAGCGGAGAUAGAGCAGGUCAGACUAGAUCAUAACCAUGUGUUGCUCCCAAAGCCUACAGAGACAAAACAGAUGAGGGCGCACAAGAACAAAGAUCCUCUGCUUCUAGACUAUGUUGAUGACCUACAAGCAAAUGACGUUCCUAACCAUUGCGUUAGAAACAUAAUAAGAGGUAUGCAUGGGGGUGAGGAGAACAUAGCAAUGACCGACAAAGAUCUGGAAAAUAGAAGGGCAGCGAAUAUGAGGGCGGAGCAUGCUAAUGACGUGAACAAGCUGAUGGAAUUCUUCAAAGACUGUGAGGCAGAGAACCCCCAAUUCCGGUGGGAGGCAAAGCUUGACACGAAUGGAUGCAUACACAGCAUAUUUUGGAGCCAUGCAAGCAUGCAAGGGGACUAUAUAGAUUUUGGUGAUGCAAUGACAUUUGAUACAACAUAUAAAACAAAUAUUUAUGAUAAACCACUAGCUAUGUUUGUUGGCUCUGACCAUCACCUACAUAACACCGUUUUCGGGUGUGCACUGCUCGGAGAUGAAAAACAGGAAACAUUCGAGUGGGUUUUCAAAGCAUUUAAAAAAUGCAUGGUCAAGAACCGAACAAAAUGUAUUCUGACAGAUGAAGAUACAGCUAUGGAAGCAGCAAUCAAGAAGGAGUUUCCAGGGAUAACUCACAAAAUAUGCAGGUGGCAUGUAGUAAACAGGCUAUCUUCGGAGCUGAACAAAUUGUAUGAAAGGUACAAGAAACGAGACUUCAAGCAAAAAUUUAAUUCGGUGCUAAACCAUCCACUAACACCUUGGGAGUUUGAGGCAGCAUGGAAUAAUCUAAUAGCAGAAUUUAAACUAGAAGAAAAUACUGCACUUCAAAGCCUUUAUGAUCAGCGCAAAAGGUAUAUCCCAGUCUAUUUCAAAGGUGAUUACUGUGGAAGAAUGGCAUCCACACAACGCAGCGAGAGCACUAAUUUUAUUAUGAAGAAGUGUUUUGUGGGAAAGAAAACAGCAUUGCACAGGUUUGCGAAGCAAGUACUUAAUUUUUUGCAUACAAGGAGGAUGAAGGAAGGUGCGGAGACUUACCAUGGAACGAGCAAGACCCUUACAAAGACCAAAUGGGAAUUCGAGAUACAAAUGGGAAGAAUUUACAGUAGAAAUGUGUUUAAAGACUUCGAGACAAAACUGUUUGAAUGCACUGCAUAUAAGAUUGAGGACGAUACAGAUGCAGGUAGGAAUUACUAUCUAAUAUGUCAUACACACAAGACUACGAAGAUAUGUUGGGGGCAACACAAAUUUAAAGUACGAGCAGACAAAGAGAAGGAUGAUUUCAGCUGCGAGUGCAGGGAGUGGGAGCACACAGGCCUAUUCUGCGUUCAUUUGCUGCGGACCUUCAUUCACAUACAAAUUGAUAAAAUACCUGCGAAAUACAUUUUCAAGAGGUACACCAAGUCAGCAAGGAGAGAUGUGGCAUUUAGCAGGGAAGACAAGAUUUUAACAGGAGACGAUGGAAACACAAAAAACUAUAGAACAAAAUUGCUACUGAAAAAGAGCACAAAAGUUGUCCAAGCAGGUAGCAUGUCGAAGGCUGCGUUUGAAAGAGCAAUUGAAGGGAUGGAUAGCGUGUUCAACGAAAUAAAGGACAUCCCGCAUGAUAUUGGGCCAAAAAAAAAACACGACAGGAAGAAAUACAACAGGACAGGAAACAUAUAGGCAAGGAGACAGUGACGAAGACAUGUGCGGGCACAAUGAAGGUACACAGGAAAUUGGGCAAACAAGUAAUGCAGUUGUCACGGAAAAUAAUCCAUGUCAUGACCACUUGAACAUGGCAUCAGGAGAGGCAGUGGGUGAGGGAAAUAAAGGGGAGUCCAGCGAUCAGGACACUACAGUAGCACUCAAUGUUGGCGUAACCCAGGAAAGCGGGAUUUCAAUGGAACGACCACCUUGUGCAAAGACAAAGGGACGUAGCAAGACAUUAGCCGAAAUGAAUGAAGUCACUCUUGGAGCACAAGGAGAAAAGAAGGGAACCAGAAGAUGCAGCGUGUGUAAAUUGAAGUCAACCCAUAACUCAGCGACAUGCCCAACGUUGCAAAAGAAUAAAGAGCGCCUUGAAGCGAUGAAGAAUAAAAGGAGGGGCAGACCUGCGGGAGCAAAGAACAAGCAGAACAUGUAUGAUCAUGGAAACAAUAGGAAGGAACUGGAGGAAAGGCCGCUGCAAAGGAGGAGGCUUUUGGAAGACAACUCUUACAUAGGAAUCCCUAGUAAUUCCGAGGAUGAUGAUGAAUAUGUAGAUGAUGACCGGCAGGAGGAACAAGCCAUCAGUGGCGGGAGUGAGUAAUAGAAGUGAUGCAGGAUUUAGUGUUGCAUCACUAUAAAAGCUAAAUAUUGUAUUGAAUGCAGUCUUAAAACUCCUAAUCAGUAGUGUACUCCUGUAUGCUUGGAAAGUAUUAGUUGAAUGUUAGAACUAAAGUCUUCAAUCAGUGUCAGCCUUCCCUAGGAUUCCAUGUACAUUGAAGUGCUAAUAUUUUAGGACAAUAUUUGUGCAUUUGCAAUCAGCAUUAGUUUGGUUCAACAAAGAGGAUAAUUUUAUAUUU